ACGCAGCUGCAGCUGUGUCAGGACUUUUUCAGUGCUGCAUCUCGAUGUAGUCUGAAGCACCGAGCGCUGACCUCGGUGUCCUUCACUGUCAAGACGUUAAAUGUUCCAGCUGCAACAUGAUAUUAUCAUCUGCUAAACUGUGGCUGCUCGCAGGUUUUGUGCUGCUCUGCAUUUCCAGAGCGGCUCAAUCGAAAAGGAAUUUUAGAUGUCCUUCAGGAUGCACCUGCACCAAGGAGACCAUCAUCUGCGUCGGGACGUCUCAGAUCCCUCGCACCGUCCCCAGCGACAUCAACUCUCUGAGCAUCGUCAAUGGAUCAAUUAGUGAAAUCACAGAGGGGAUGUUUUCACUCAUGCCAUCUCUUCAGUUGUUGCUUCUCAAUGCCAAUUCUUUGAAAACAAUCAAAGAUGAUGCUUUCUCCAGCCUUCUGCAUCUCGAAUAUUUAUUCAUUGAGGGAAACAAGAUUGAAACUAUCUAAAAUGCCUUUCGCGGUCUACGAGAUUUGACACAUUUGUCACUUGCCAAUAAUAAGUUGAGGUCUCUGCCAAGAGAUCUCUUUUUCGACUUGGACUCUUUGCUGGAACUGGACCUGCGAGGUAACAACUUCCAGUGCAUUUGUGAGAACAAGUGGCUGAUGGUGUGGCUGAAAAACACAAACGCCACAGUGUCGGAUGUUUACUGCACAGGGCCCAGUGACAUGAAGGGCAAGCGGCUCAAUGACCUCCCUAUUGCACCGGGCAAGUGCAUGUCCACAGACUUUGUCCGCCAUCAGUCCAUUCCCAUUCAGUCAAUGUCGGCGGACAUCUUCUCCUUUAAAGAAGACAUCUACGUAGCAAUGGGCGCACCCAAUUCUAACAGCUGUGUGAUCAUGGAGUGGGAUCACAUUGAAAUGAAUUUCAGAAAAUUUGAUAAUAUAACAGGGAAAUCUGUCGUUGGAUGUAAGUCUAUACUGGUUGACAGUCACGUCUUGAUCAUUGUUACACAGCUCUUUGGUGGAUCCCACAUUUAUAAAUUUGAUGAGCAGCAAAACAAGUUUACUAAAUUUCAAACUAUUGAGGUCUUCAACAUCUCAAAGCCAAAUGACAUUGAGGUCUUCCAGAUGGAUGGUGAGUGGUACUUCGUUAUCGUGGACAGCUCCAAGGCUGGCCUGUCCACACUGUACAAGUGGACCGAGCAAGCAGACCGCAAUGAAACUGGCUUCUACUCCUACCAGUUUCUCCAUGAAUGGUUCCGUGACACAGACGCCGAGUUCAUCGACAUAGACGGGAAGUCUUACCUUAUUUUAGCCAGUCGCUCCCAGCCGCCAGUCAUCUACCUGUGGAACAAGAGCUCCCUGAAGUUCAUGCUUCAAGGUGAAAUCCCAAACACUGACGACGUGGUGGCUGUCAAAGCUUUUUGGCUGGACAGUGACCUGUAUCUAGCUCUGACUUGCUACAUUGGUGAUUCCCAAGUCCUCAGGUGGCGCAAUAAGCAGUUUUCUGAGGUGCAGCCUCUGCCUUCACGAGGAGCAAUGAUCCUCCAGCCGUUCACCUUCUCAGACAGGCACUACCUCGCCCUCGGUAGCGAUUACUCUUUCACACAAAUCUACCUCUGGGAUAUGGAGAGCAAGACCUUUAAAAAGUUCAAGGACAUUUAUGUGCAGUCACCUCGGUCGUUUGCUGUGAUCACCACUGAUCGGAGGAAUUUCAUCUUCUCUUCUAGUUUCAAGGGAAAAUCUCUUGUUUUUGAGCACAUCAUAAUAGAUUUAAGCUUAUAAAUGCAGGCAAAGUAAAUACAUGUAAUAAUAUGGGUUUGUCUCAGAUUCUUUUUUGUGUGUAAGUGACAUAGCAAUUCCAAAUCCUGCUUAUAUUUUUUAUGCAAAUAUAUCUGUGCAUCUUUCUUGACCUGAGACAAACUUCAGCUCGUGCAUUUCGACAUCCAUGACCAGUUUGUCACUUUCAAACAGACACAACGAUACAUCACAUUUAAAACAUAACAUAACUAAACAGCAUGAUAAUAGCAUCGUCAGUGUAAUCUAAUGUAAAAGUGGGGCUUUUCAUGAUUUCAUUAUGAUACAGGAUGUCUAAAAGUACCACAAAGAAAACUUUUUCAUGUCAUUAUUCUGAAACUUUCACAUCUCAGUUAAGUGUCAUGACUGGUGAUGUUG
Thalassophryne amazonica is the source of this 2144-nucleotide messenger RNA. RefSeq names its product leucine-rich repeat LGI family member 2-like. NCBI's taxonomy places the organism in Eukaryota, Metazoa, Chordata, Actinopteri, Batrachoidiformes, Batrachoididae. Gene Ontology annotation, molecular function: protein binding. Gene Ontology annotation, biological process: inhibitory synapse assembly. The record is from RefSeq and is a predicted model, not a curated record.